UCCAAGAGGAGUCUUGUUUUUUUUGAAUCUCUCUGAAAAAAUGGGGAUCAGAUUCAUAUUGAUGGUGAACAAACAAGGUCAAACUCGACUGGCUCAGUACUAUGAGUAUCUUACGAUUGAGCAAAGAAGAGCUCUUGAAGGUGAAAUUGUAAGAAAAUGUCUUGCUCGUACUGAACAACAGUGUUCGUUUGUUGAGCAUCGGAAUUACAAAGUUAUUUACAGGCGUUACGCAUCGCUGUUUUUCUUGGUUGGUGUAGACAAUGACGAGAAUGAGCUGGCUACUCUGGAAUUCAUUCAUUUGUUAGUUGAAACAAUGGACCGCCACUUCGGUAACGUGUGUGAGCUGGAUAUCAUGUUCCACCUAGAGAAGGCGCAUUUCAUGCUGGAGGAGAUGGUGAUAAAUGGGUGCAUUGUCGAGACAAACAAAUCGAACAUCCUUAUGCCAAUCCAGCUAAUGGAUAAAGCUUCUUAGUCAUUCCAAUUCCAGUGAAAUCAGUUUUGAGUUUUCAAGUUAGGUUUAUUACUUUACUGUUUCAUUUGUAUUAUUAAACUGUAGGGUGUAAUUUCUUUUUUUUUUUUUUUUUUUUUUCAUUGGCAGAUAUUUGUUUGCGAGAUGUUAUUCUUGCGGAUUUGCUGUGUUUUAUAGUGAUUGGUGUAACCGUGGAUAUUUAUUUUUUUCACUUGAAAGUAGAGAGCUUUGUUCCGAGAGCA
Papaver somniferum (opium poppy) is the source of this 711-nucleotide messenger RNA. Its product is annotated as AP-4 complex subunit sigma-like. The record is from RefSeq and is a predicted model, not a curated record. NCBI's taxonomy places the organism in Eukaryota, Viridiplantae, Streptophyta, Magnoliopsida, Ranunculales, Papaveraceae. The transcript has 4 exons. Gene Ontology annotation, cellular component: intracellular membrane-bounded organelle. Gene Ontology annotation, biological process: vesicle-mediated transport; protein transport. Bases 41 to 472 code for a protein of 143 amino acids.